AUGGUGUUCAAGAGACUGUUGGGUAACCUUACCCCAAAGAUGGGUAACAAGAACUAUUAUAAAGGAAGAGGUGUUAGGAAUCAGGGUACCAUCUCAUCAACAGGUCGUUUCAAGUUGGAUAUAGCAAAGAUGGAGGUUAUCAAUACACCAGACCUGACAAACUGCGAGGUAUGA
Messenger RNA from Acytostelium subglobosum LB1, 174 nucleotides. RefSeq lists its product as hypothetical. The transcript is spliced from 2 exons. The record is from RefSeq and is a predicted model, not a curated record. NCBI's taxonomy places the organism in Eukaryota, Evosea, Eumycetozoa, Acytosteliales, Acytosteliaceae. Gene Ontology annotation, molecular function: structural constituent of ribosome. Bases 1 to 174 code for a protein of 57 amino acids. Gene Ontology annotation, cellular component: mitochondrial large ribosomal subunit.